AACAUUGCCUGAUUCUUGCAGAAGGAAGUAGCACCACCAGUAGCCACCAAACCUGUCCCUUCUCGGACAAAUAGAUUUGAAGGUCAGGUUUCAUUUCAGGUAGCUACUCUUUUGGUUUGGUGCCGGACUACAUCUUUUGAACAUUGUGCCCAUGUUUCCUUACAGGUAUGCCACAGAAAGACCCGUGUCAAAAGCAAGCAUGUGCUAUUCAAACGUGUUUACAAGGUAACAAAUACGUGGAGAGUAUGUGUGAGGAUGUGAUCAGGGAGAUGCGGCGCUGCUGUGAAACACAUGUUGGGAACUCCAUCUGUUGCUCCGGGUUUAAGGACUCCAAACCCUCCGAGAACAAGAGCAACACAUGAGGAUGCUUGCUGAGACAUCUUUUUUUUUUUUCCCUGACAAAAUGUAUCAAAAUGUUAAUUUGCCGUGCCAUUACAGAACGGCACAAAGUACCAUGGUCUCUGAAGCUUUCACUACAGUAGGCCAAUAUUAAGUAUAUGAAGAGUUACGACAUAGUGUCAAACAGAGGCUAUACUAAAAUGUAAGAUCUGGAAUAGGGUAUCGUUUCAAGGGAGUUUCUCUGAAGUGGUUUUAGUGUUAUUUGAUAUCAGAUCCACACCCUGUUAUCAAGUAUGUGGCACAUGUUGCAUGUCAUCACUGAGAAACUGAAAUGUAUAUUACUGUGGUUAAAGGUCCUGCACAACACAUGGGCAACUGAUUUAUUUCUUAAUCAUUAUUUUACUUACAGAAUAUUAUUGCCCUUCACACCUCAACAGAUCUUAUGAAGAGCUUGCAUCAGACAGAGGCAGGUGUAAUUAACAGGAAAACAUUCUAGGCAUGGCAACUGUAUAGUUCAUAUUCUCUCUGGAUGGACAUUCAAUAAAGUAUUUUCCAUGGCUGAGAAGACCAUGUCCAUGA
Notolabrus celidotus (New Zealand spotty) is the source of this 918-nucleotide messenger RNA. It is a transcript of the gene cmc4, whose product is annotated as C-x(9)-C motif containing 4 homolog (S. cerevisiae). Bases 168 to 362 code for a protein of 64 amino acids. Gene Ontology annotation, cellular component: mitochondrial intermembrane space. The record is from RefSeq and is a predicted model, not a curated record. Lineage: Eukaryota; Metazoa; Chordata; Actinopteri; Labriformes; Labridae. The transcript has 2 exons.